AUGGUAGAGCAGACGCAGUGGGAUCCCUUUCAUCGCCCUCGUUAUGCCAGCCAACAGAACAGGUGGAGAAGCAACGGGAAAACUGGAGACCAAUCGGACAAUGCUGCAGGGGAGGAAGGACAACCUGGAGAGGGAGCGAUGGGACAGGACACGGUAAAAGGAGCGAUGCAGGAGUGGUUCAAGGUCAAGAUCCCCUGUGGGAGAAGAUAUGACAAGACAUGGCUAAUGAAUUCCAUCCAGAGCUAUUGCAGUGUGCCCUUUACCCCGGUUGAUUUCCACUAUGACAGAAGCUGGGCCCAAUUCUUUGUCGAGGGUACCAGUGUUGCCGACGCACUGAGGGACAUCUGCUACAAGAUCCGUGGUGAGAAGAGCCAAAAGGUAUCUAUCUUUGUCAGUCCUUCUUUUGUACCCUACUCGGUGCGGUACAAGUUUACAGAUGAACAACUAGAGCAGAUCAAGCUGACCAUGAAGAAACGCUAUGAUAUGGAAGAGCAAGCUCUGGACCUCCAGAAACUCCGCUUUGACCCAGAUUUGGUGGACCACGAUAUCGAGUUUGUCCUGAAUCGAAGACACUGCAUGGACAUUGCUGUGCAGAUCAUUCAGAACAGUUUCCCUGAGCUGUCAUACUUGAACUUGAGCAACAACAAACUCUAUCGGCUGGAUGCCCUGAGUGACAUUGCAGACAGUGGCCCUGACGUCAGGAUUCUGGACCUUUCCCGAAACCAGCUGAGGUCAGUCUUAGAGCUGAACAAGGUGAAAGGGCUGAAACUGGACGAGCUGUGGCUAGACGGGAACCCACUGUGCAGGAACUUCCGAGACCAGGCUGCUUAUCAAAGAGGAGAGGAAGAAGAGGAGAUGACAGGGAACGGGGUGGACAUGGAGGCCCUGGAGCCUGAUGGCCACCAAUUUGACCCACCAGUUGCCCCUGGCACUGAUGCUCGCUGGUUGGUGAGCCCCAGCAGGCAAGCAGAUGAAGAAGAGGCGCUGAGGGAGAGACUCUUACAGUUCCUGAAGGAGUAUUACUCUGUCUUUGACAAUGGAGAUCGCCAGAAUCUCCUCGGUGCUUACCAUGAUGAGGCCUGCUUCUCUGUGUCUCUCCCUGCCAAUGCCAGUGGCCCAGGAGAGAGCUGCUUGAGCGAGUACUUCAAGCACAACAGGAAUUUGACCACUCUUAAGGAUCCCUGUGUGCAGAGGAAGCUGCUGAAAUAUGGGAGACAUGACAUUGUGGAAUCCCUCCGUUCCUUGCCCCAAACCCAGCAUGAUCUCAGUUCAUUUAUGAUGGACGUGUGUUACCACACGGAAAAGAUGCUCUGCUUCUCUGUCAGUGGGCUGUUCCGGGAAGAAGCAGGGGGAAAUUCAGAGAAUUGUAUCCGUGCCUUCACCCGGACCAUCAUUGCUAUUCCUGGCAGCGGAACAAAUCUGUGCAUCGUGAAUGACCAGCUGUUUGUGAGGGACACCACCUCUGAGGAGGUCUCAGGCACCUUCUCCUCUCUCGUGGCUCCCGAUGCGAGACCCACCCUCUCUCCAGUGCAAUGUGAAAUGGUGCAGUCAUUCUCCAUCCAGUCUGGGAUGAAACUCGAUUGGUCUGAGAAGUGCCUUAUGGACAAUGAGUGGGACUACAACAGAGCUGCUCAGAUCUUCAUUAAGUUCAAG
Molecule: messenger RNA, 1653 nt
Organism: Perognathus longimembris pacificus (Pacific pocket mouse)
Lineage: Eukaryota; Metazoa; Chordata; Mammalia; Rodentia; Heteromyidae
Product: nuclear RNA export factor 2-like
Exons: 19
Biological process (GO): poly(A)+ mRNA export from nucleus
Cellular component (GO): cytoplasm; nucleus
Molecular function (GO): protein binding; RNA binding
Source: RefSeq, a predicted model, not a curated record